Molecule: messenger RNA, 1073 nt
Organism: Durotheca rogersii
Lineage: Eukaryota; Fungi; Ascomycota; Sordariomycetes; Xylariales; Xylariaceae
Exons: 1
Coding region: 282-767 (161 amino acids)
Source: RefSeq, a predicted model, not a curated record
CCAAGUUUCUCCAUCAAUGCAUUUCUUCCACAUACAACUUCUCCAGACCACCCAAUCGUGGCGGGUUCGUCUCAACUCUGUGAUGUGAAGCAACAACUUGCAUUCGGUUUCUCAACUGCCAUGUGUUCGUCGUCGUCGUCGCUGUCGCCGACGGACGAGAAAUACAACGGGGAUUCCUGGUUUGCUGGUCACGGACCUGGCCGCUGUGGUAGCACCGGACCUGAGCCUAGACACGCAAAACGAAAAUUCCACGAGAUCAGCAGGCCAGUUGACUCUUCCGGAUGCAGAUGCUUUCUCGCAUAGCAUUUCUACUUGGACGCCGGCAGGUAGCAGAAAUUGGAGAGCUUUCGUUACGCCCACGCCUCUCCCAUACCCCUUCUUACACUACCUACACGAUCCUCUUGGGCCUGGCCCAUUGGACAGCCCUCGCUGGACUACUCUGGACUACCACAUGCCCACAUCAGAGAUUGGCCACCCCUCCCCGGAUUCUGCCUGUGCACCGCGCUCGUGUCGUAAAUAGCUCCGUGGCCGAAGGUCGGCGGCUGUCCAUCAUGUCUACCCCAAUUCCUUCCACCGGUUUCGACCGUAUUGGUCUGUCAAUUUACCUCCUGCUGUGCAAUUGGGUAAUAUCGACCAGCAUGAGUGAAGCAAGGGAGGAUGGCCUCGGACUCCCGUGUGGAAGUCGAUCAUCUCCGAACAGCGUGCCGAGGCAUGCCUACUUUGGUACCUACUUAACCACCUUGAAAGUAUCCGAAGCAGAACAUUAGCACAAAAUUGUCCUCCUUUCCACACGAUCACUCCUUGUGUUGGGUCUAGGGAGGGGACAAAUGGCAAAAUGUCAGCUUAUCCCUUUAAGAAAAGGAUCCGAACUACAAUUCGUGGGUUUCCAGGUCAUGGGACGGUUUUCUCCGUCUCAAGUGAACUGUAGCGCCAUUCCCAUAUGACCAUCCAAGCCAUUCCCCAACCGUCCACUUGGCGCGGGCUUUAUAAGUCAGCCACUGAUGAAUGACACUUACUACGUGCUGCUAUCUGGAACUUCUCAAUCGUCGUCGGGCUCUGUACCGACGGGCCAC